Molecule: messenger RNA, 2089 nt
Organism: Ochotona curzoniae (black-lipped pika)
Lineage: Eukaryota; Metazoa; Chordata; Mammalia; Lagomorpha; Ochotonidae
Gene: SOCS3
Product: suppressor of cytokine signaling 3
Exons: 2
Coding region: 164-853 (229 amino acids)
Biological process (GO): phosphatidylinositol phosphate biosynthetic process; intracellular signal transduction
Cellular component (GO): phosphatidylinositol 3-kinase complex
Molecular function (GO): 1-phosphatidylinositol-3-kinase regulator activity
Source: RefSeq, a predicted model, not a curated record
CCGCCGCCUCGCCUCGCCCGGGAGGGGCUGCCCGAGCCGCGGCCCCGAGGCCGGAGACUUCGCCGCGGGACGGAGCCCCCCGGGAUGCGGUAGCGGCCGCCGGGCCGAGGCCGUGAAGCAGCCGCCGCCGCCGCCGCUCAGCUCCGCGCUGGCUCCGUGCGCCAUGGUCACCCACAGCAAGUUUCCCGCCGCCGGGAUGAGCCGCCCGCUGGACGCCAGUCUGCGCCUCAAGACCUUCAGCUCCAAGAGCGAGUACCAGCUGGUGGUGAACGCGGUGCGCAAGCUGCAGCAGAGCGGCUUCUACUGGAGCGCCGUGACCGGCGGCGAGGCGAACCUGCUGCUGAGCGCCGAGCCGGCCGGCACCUUCCUCAUCCGAGACAGCUCGGACCAGCGCCACUUCUUCACGCUCAGCGUCAAGACCCAGUCCGGGACCAAGAACCUGCGCAUCCAGUGCGAAGGGGGCAGCUUCUCGCUGCAGAGCGACCCCCGCAGCACGCAGCCCGUGCCCCGCUUCGACUGCGUGCUCAAGCUGGUGCGCCACUAUAUGCCGCCGCCGCCGCCGCCGCCUUCGGACUCAGCGGCCGGCCCCGAACCCCCGGGCUCCGAGGCCUCCGAGGAGCCGGAGCAGCCGCAGCCGCCGCCUCCCGGGAGCCCACCCAGAAGAGCCUAUUACAUCUACUCGGGGGGUGAGAAGAUCCCCUUGGUGCUGAGCCGGCCGCUGUCCUCCACCGUGGCCACACUGCAGCAUCUCUGUCGCAAGACGGUCAACGGCCACCUGGACUCCUACGAGAAAGUCACCCAGCUGCCUGGGCCCAUCCGGGAGUUCCUGGACCAGUAUGACGCCCCGCUCUAGGGGACCGUGGGGGGCUGGGGGCUGGGAGAGGGACCUGGCUCCCCUCUCCUCUUGGCACAAGCACAAGAAUCCAUCCUGGCGCAGGGCAGUCUGGACGUGGAGUGGCUCUGAGGGAAGGGGGCACCCACCACCUGGCCCCCAACAGGCGGCCGGCCGCAGCGGCCACCGUGGCUUCUCCCUCCAUCCCUCCGCCGGCCCCCAGCUGCCCACAGGAGUGUGGAACUGCCGAGGAAUUUCCAAACUUUCCGAAGGAACUUGUUUGCUCUUUGAUUUGGUUUAAAAAAACAAAAAGCCGAGCGGGGGAGGGGCGGGGGGGCGCCUGGGAAUGACUGGCAGAGAGGCACCUGAGGAGGUGCUGCCCGUGCCAAGGGCAGAGCACGACCUGCAGGGCACACCUGGCACCCCUUGCCCUCUCCCUUGGGACAGGCCCCAAAGUCCACCUGCUGCCCAGGAGCCCUGUUCCUCCCCGGCCCCCGUUUUAAGGGGGAAAUGGCUUUUGGGGGAAGGACAACUGGUCGCCCCUUCACCCUCCUGGCACUGGGGUGGGCUGGGGGGCUGUGAGCCAUCUGGAACACUGCCCCGACCCACCCCGCCAGGCCCUGUCAGGCUGGGCCAACGACCCUCUGCCCCCAUUUCACCAGGAGGGGCCUGGCACACCAGAAAGUCACACCAGGUCCAGGGCUUCUGCCCCCCGGGGCCCCCAGCCAGCCACUGCCAACCCAGGUGGGGGGUGCGGACCGUGCCUUCCAGGGGAGCCCUGGGAGGGUGUGAGCCACCUGGCCCUGCACAGCUCCCCCUCCUUGCCAGCUGGGCUGGGGAGAGUCCGGGCCCCUGGCACCUGCAGCUCUGCUGCUGAGCAGUGUGACAAAUUAACAGAAUGUAUCCGCUGACUGUUCUCUGGGGGAGAUGGGGGGAGCCAGGCCCCUCAGGCCUUCUGGGUCAGGUCUGGGGCUGCCUUGGGGCAGCUGGUGUUGGGGUCCCCCCCACCCUCUGUUUUUGGUUUCUUGUUUGUAAUAAUGUUUACAAUCUGCCUCAAUCACUCUUUUUUGUAAAAGAUCCCACCUCCGGCCCUCCCCCUCCCCCACUGAGGCCAUCUAGGCUGACCGGAAAUGCUUGAAGAAUUCAACCCAGUCCCAAACUCCCGUCAAACUUUGCACAUAUUUAUAUUUAUAUUCAGAAAGGAAACAUUUCAGUAAUUUAUAAUAAAGAGCACUAUUUUUUAAGGAAAAAAAAAAA